UUUGCCCUUCGUAGCUAUCGGAGACUGGCUUUGAAGUACCACCCUUUAAAAUGCAAGGAGCCUUGGGCGCCGAAGAAGUUCAGGCAGCUGGCAGAGGCCUACGAUGUGCUCAGCGACCCCAUGAAGAGAGGCAUCUACGACAAGUUUGGAGAAGAGGGGCUCAAAGGCGGCAUCCCCUCGGAGUUCGGGAGCGAGAAUCCCUGGACCGUCGGCUACGUGUUUCACAACAACCCCGACAAAGUCUUCAAGGAGUUCUUUGGUGGAGACAACCCCUUUGCGGAGUUCUUUGCCGAGGAUGGCUCAGAGUUGACCCAGCCCUUUGGAGGGCUGCGAGGGCGAGGAGCGAUGAAACAAGACCCGCCUGUCGUGCGGGACCUGUACCUCUCCCUUGAAGACCUGUUCUAUGGCUGCACCAAGAAAAUUAAGAUCUCCCGCAGGGUGAUGAACGAAGAUGGUCGAACGAGCACCAUCAGAGAUAAGAUCCUAACGAUUGACGUGCAGCCGGGGUGGAAGCAGGGCACCAGGAUCACCUUCGAGAAGGAAGGACACCAGGGCCCAAACAUCAUUCCGGCUGACAUCACCUUCGUUGUCCAAGAGAAGCUCCACCCAAGAUUUAAAAGAGCCAAUGACAACCUCAUUUAUGUCACCACCAUCCCCCUGGGAAAGGCGCUGAUCGGCUGCACGGUGGCCGUGAGGACGCUGGACGGGCGGCUCCUCAACAUCCCCAUCAACGACAUCGCGCUGAUCGGCUGCACGGUGGCCGUGAGGACGCUGGACGGGCGGCUCCUCAACAUCCCCAUCAACGACAUCGUGGAAAGACCUUGGAGCUUCCCAAGCACAUCCUUAUUGCUGGAGGAGGGUUGGAAGCUUUUCCAGCAAGUUCAGGGCUGGAAGGUCCCAGACCCCCAGCGCAAGGGUGACCUCCUCAUCUAUUUCAACAUCUGCUUUCCCAAGAAGCUCACGCCUGAGAAGAAAAUGCUCUUGAAAAGCGCCCUCCUGUCCUAA
Apaloderma vittatum (bar-tailed trogon) is the source of this 1005-nucleotide messenger RNA. RefSeq names its product DnaJ (Hsp40) homolog, subfamily B, member 13 (gene DNAJB13). The transcript has 9 exons. Gene Ontology annotation, molecular function: protein-folding chaperone binding. Gene Ontology annotation, cellular component: cytosol. Lineage: Eukaryota; Metazoa; Chordata; Aves; Trogoniformes; Trogonidae. The annotation marks the transcript as partial. The record is from RefSeq and is a predicted model, not a curated record.